Linum trigynum is the source of this 3048-nucleotide messenger RNA. Lineage: Eukaryota; Viridiplantae; Streptophyta; Magnoliopsida; Malpighiales; Linaceae. The record is from the annotation of a GenBank genome assembly.
CUCAACAUCCACCACCGCCGCUAGGGCCUACUACGGAGUAGUACUACAGUCCACGGGUCGCCGACAUCCGCCCCGUCAUCCUCUAUCCGCCCAUUCCAACGAACAACUUUGAGAUCAAGCCAUGUUGGAUUCAACUAAUUACAUCCUCUAUCCAGUUCCAUGUCUUGAAGGAUGAGGAGGCGAGGGUGCAUCUUUCCCGGUUCUUGCAACUAACAAAUGGAUUCAAGAUGAAUGGUGUACCCGAUGAUGCGAUCCGUCUCCACCUUUUUGCCCAUUCUCUGGCGGGGCAUGCGAAGAGGUGGUUAGAGACCCAGCCCCCACUAUCCAUCACAUCGUGGGAUGACUUGGCCGACAAAUUUGUGCACAGGUAUUAUCCGGCCUCGAAGACCACGGAGAUUCAGCGGGAGAUCACUCAUUUCCGCCAGGAGCCAGAUGAGGCCCUACGUGAUGUCUGGGAGCGGUACUCGGGAUUCUUCUGGCAAUUGCCCCAUCACGGCUUUAGUGAUGCAUUCACAGUGGGGAAUUUCUACAACACUCUGACCCUAGAAAGCCAGAGGGUGAUCGAGUCUCUAUGCACAAAAGGGGAUAUUCUCACCAAGACUCCACCCGAGCUAAAUCAGAUGAUCAGCACUCUGGCUGCCAGGGAUCACUCUUGGGGGCAGAGCACCAGAAGUAGGAGUUCCCGGGACCAAGGAGUGCACGCCAUGGAGGCCAAGUCCGGGCUAGAGCAGGAGGUGGCUGAGUUGGUGCAGACAUUGAAGCAGCCCAAUAGUCUUAUUCCGGGCAAAGGACUGGUCGGGCCUCCAGUUGCUCAAUGUCAGUGGUGUGUGAGCUCGAACCAUCUGGUGGAAGACUGCCAGACUAUGCGAGAGUCUUCUACACCUCAGGAGCAGUUGGACUUCAUCGCCAAUGCUCGGCGCCUUGAUCCUUACAGUGGUACAUAUAAUGAAGGGUGGCGCCAGCAUCCCAACUUCUCCUUGAAUAAUAGCAACACCACUAAACCAUCUGGUUGGGUGGAUGGGUUGUCCAUGCCUCCCGAUGAGGAUGAGGAAGAUAAUGAUGAGGACGAGGAAGAUGAGGACUACACCGGUGCAGAUGAGGAUGAUGAUGAUGAUGGCGGAGCCAUGGAUUCUGAUAGACCAUUGAUUGCACAUGUUUUUACCUCCAUUCUUGAGCCGUUUGAGAGUUGAUUCUUGUGUUUUAAGCUGAUUUCACGCUAGGUUGUGUGCUUAUGUCAUAUUUCAGGGCUUGGCGUUGACGUGAAGGCAAGGAAACGAGUUUCGGGUCAAAAGGAGGACGUUUGAGUUAAAAGGCGAUGGAAGAGCAAAAUACCCGACCAUGAGUAAUAAUACCGGCCGGAUAAACCGCUAAGAGAGGCCGGGGAAAAUCAAUUUUGGACGCCGAAAACAGGAUGGGUUCCGGCCAGACAGCUCAAAUACCCGAUCGGGUAUUCUGGACCUCGAUCGGGUGUUAACCCUUUACCGCAGCGCUGUGUUUCAAAAUCCCCGGCCGGGCACCUGAAAUACCCGACCGGGUAUUAUGGCCGGGGAUCACGAACAGCUGGGUGUUAAGGGAAAGAAGGCCAAUUUUGCAAGGGUUUCGGGUUAUAGAGAGACAAAGCUGAUGCCUAGAGAGAGAAAGUGAUGAACAUGAUUCUCCAAGCGUCCUAUAUCGAUCUCCAUCACCAUUUCGGCUUGAGCUUGGAGAAGUGCUGAUUGAUUGCCAGAAGCAGAAUCCCAUCCUUCACAUUAUGGUUUCCGCAUCUGAGCUUGAUUUCCCAUCUCUCUCUUUGGAGUAACUUUCUCAUUCACCUGGGUAUGAAGAACCCUAGAUUUGUAUGUUAGGUAUGAUUGUAUGAACCCAAGUAUGAAUCCAGUGAUAUGAUUAUAUUCAAUUGAGGUUUGAUUUCUUGAAUGACAUGAAUCCUGAUCAAAUUCCUGUUAUUUCUACUUUGACCUAGAAAGAGAAUAUAUGCCUAGGUUAUAGAGCACCCUUGAUUGAAGGUAGCGAAUUGACGACUUUGGUAGAGGAGGUUUGGUUCGUUAGGGCCUCAAUCUGUUACUCCGGUGGAGGUUAGUCGCCCGCUGGGGACUUAGAUUGAGAGGGUCUGGAGACCUUUAGUCGAGGCUGCAGACUGUUUAAGAACCUCCCAUAGUAUAACUAUCAUUGAACUUGAACUUGGUAAAUUACAACCUGGCUUAACUGCAGUCUAGGGGGAACCAUAUCCGGGUGACCUCUCUCAACUUGAACACAACUUUCACUGCUUUGCUUGCUAGUUUAACUAAAUCUUCACUACACUUGAACCGCUAGAUAACAAGACUUUCACGGAGUAGUCAUCACACCUAGGACUCGCGUUGACAUUUAUAACUGAACCCGCUAUACUACGCAUUAGUAUGUGGUUGCACUUGGCCACUUUCUAGUGUGACGGUAGAGGCGUGUCAAUGCAACUCUUCCGGAUAACCCUUGUAUACACCAUUUUCAAUGGUGCAAUUAUCACCAUCAUCGUUAGCGUUGAUUUUUUUCAACCCGAAGGAGGAGCAAUCACAAAUGCCCAUCUUCCCUCGAUGCCCUAAGAAUCUCAGGUCGAUUGAUUCUCACCUUCGUCAGCUCCAACCGCCCGUCCUUCCUCAAAGGACGGAGAAAGAAGUUUGGCUGCCCAUUCUUGUUCAGCGAUGAGAUAGGCUGUGGAAACUUAUUCACCUUCCUUGCCGCCCUUUGUCUUCCUCUCUGUAAUCCUUUCCCUCCAUCUCAUGCUCGCAUCUACAAUUUUUCUACUGCUCCGUGUUGCCAUCGAAUAACCAUUAGAACUAAGAUUAUUUUUGUUAUUUCUAUCAUCAUCGUCGAUGCACUGAUCAUUGAAGCUCUCAAACCCGAGGCUCUCGGUGCAGGAGGUCAAUCCAUCGACAAAUCGGCCUCCUCUAUCAUCGAGUUGUUCUAUGAAUGUAAUGUCAAUGAUCGAACUCAGCGGCAGUGUCGUGGUCAGAAUUUCUAUUAGUGUGGGUCCGAUGCAAUAAAAAAAAUUAUAUAGCAUAAAAUUUAUUAAUGUUU